Molecule: messenger RNA, 1798 nt
Organism: Dothidotthia symphoricarpi CBS 119687
Lineage: Eukaryota; Fungi; Ascomycota; Dothideomycetes; Pleosporales; Dothidotthiaceae
Product: Mob1/phocein
Exons: 2
Coding region: 72-1448 (458 amino acids)
Cellular component (GO): cytoplasm
Source: RefSeq, a predicted model, not a curated record
GAUCACGACGACGCAAACACCAACCGGCCCCUCCACGAGCACGCUUCCAUCUUCCCUGUGCUGCCCAAGUGAUGGCGACUCCAGCUUCGCCCCGACUGCCCAGCCCCCCGCCAAUCGCCGAGGACCAGCUGUCACCGGCCGUCUCAUCGGAGCAGCAGAAGCUGUUCAGCAACCUCGAUCAUGGCGCCGCAAGGAGGAUACGGCCGGGCACGAGGGCGGAAGACAUGGCAGAGGGGCCUCCGCUUGUGGAGCUAACAGAGAUCGACUCGGCAUUCCAGCUCACCGAACACCUCAAAGCACUGCACAACUUUCUCACACACCCCAUCGGGUCGAAUGGCAUGAUACCCGUGGACAAAGACAUGGCACUGAAGCUGGCACACCCACCCGAUAAUGUAGACAGGACGCUGUGGCUGUACGAGCUGUGCCGCUUCCUCAUCCAGAAGGUCAACUCUAUCAUCGUUGCCCUCUUCUCCGACAGCACGCCAUGCUCCUCGCUCACCUGCCCUGAGAUGCGUGCCUCGGAAUGGCAGUACUUGUGCGCAGUUCAUGAUCCCCCAAAGUCAUGUUGCGCCAUCGACUACUGCUGCCACACGCUGGACUGGGCUGCCAACACGCUCACAUCACCAAAGCAUUUCCCGUCAAGACUCGCUCUCGGCACCGAUCAGUCUACCCAGCACUCCCAGACGCGACAGCUGACCAACAUCUUCCGACGCGUCUACCGGAUAUUUGCACAUGCUUGGUUUCAGCACCGCGACAUGUUCUGGAAAGUCGAGGGGCGCACAGGGCUAUACAUUUUCUACAAGACGGUCUGCGACUUCUACGGUCUGAUUCCUGAUGACAACUACACCGUUCCAGCAGAGGCAGAGGGGAUUGAGCAUCCUCUUGAGUCGAGAUCUGCUCCACCUCUGAUUCUAAAGCGCGAGCCAUCCGAGCCCGGGCCACAGGAUUUGGACAACGUCACCGUUAUCGAGGACAACUCCCUGUCCACUGCAGGCACAACGAAAAGACACCGCCACUCACCGUCUGUAGGCGCCAUGUCCGUCACAACCGUCGUGGAAGAAGCAGAGGAAGAGGAGGAGCAGCCAAAAGCACAGUCACGACCGGUCACUCAGAUCUUCGAGUCCUUGCCCGAUGAUUUUGAAACUAUAGAAUCAGACGAGGCGGACACAGACGCCGAACUCGCAGAAGAGCCGGUGUCUGUUGAUGACGAGCCGGAAAAGCAGAGUACAAGCGACGAUGAGGCGGAUGCUCAACCGCAAGGGGAGAAGGAGGAUGACGAGGAACCAGUUACGGACAAGGCAUCUGGAAUAGAAGCAGAAGCAUCGGACGCGAGCGAGGGGUCCACAGAAGCAGCCAAUGACCCUGUGAUAAAGGAAGAGAAGGAUACGUCGGAAGACACCGACCCUGCCGUGGAAAAGGCCGACGAGGAUGAGAAGUCUGCGGAAUGAGUAUGAUGGGACGAACGCUUAUGGCAUGAUGUUUUUUCUUCUUCUGGCGUGUAAUUAAUAGGUCGCGCCAUGGUGGUUUCGGGGUGUAUGUUUAAUCGAGGAAGAUACCAGUGGCGAAAUCGACUUCACCGUCUUAGUAUGGUCUGUCCCUAAAUUCUACAAUGUCUCACUUGCACGUUGCAAGAAACACGGCAAUGACAUACCGCACAGUCUUGAUUGGCUCAAACAUGCCAGUCGAGCACGUCAGGUGUGCAUUUGCAUUGCGUACGGUGAGUGGGUGUAGUGGCGGUGAUGGUGACAACAUGCAUCGAGUAUCGAGUAUCGAGUAUCUAAAAUCAAACAUCAAGUAU